Molecule: messenger RNA, 975 nt
Organism: Acanthamoeba castellanii str. Neff
Lineage: Eukaryota; Discosea; Longamoebia; Acanthamoebidae
Exons: 5
Coding region: 1-975 (324 amino acids)
Source: RefSeq, a predicted model, not a curated record
AUGGUGCAGCACAGGACGGCUACGGCGGUGGUGGGCGGCGCAUUCAUGCUGCUCAAUGGGUCAGCGGCCGUUGGCCUGUUUUGCUACGGCUUCUCGGUGUUCACACUGUCCGACCGGCAGGUGGUGGCCUCCCCGCUCUUCCACGCUGCCGAAAUCGCGCUGGCCCUCAUCGUGCAUACCUUCCACGUCCUCAUGGGCUCUGUGUUCUGGAAGCUGCGACUGAUGGACCAGCGAGCUGACUUGCUCGCCUCCAUACAACGGUCGGUUACGGCCGUGACUUUGCUGCAGCUGGGAAUGAUGGCGAUCAACGGCUAUUUCAACGCCUUCAUGUGGAACAAGGCGCCUUUCUUCGGCACACUCCUGCUACCCUCCCUCCUCUCCAUUUUCUUCAUGUAUCGCUUUUGGUCGAUCGACAUCCUGGAGGAACGACGCCAGAUGCUACGCGGCGCGUUGAUGCUCUUAUCCACAUCCCUGUGCGUCCUCGUGGUCGACACCACCGCCAAAUGGAACGUGCGACGGGAUCUGCUCGAAACCGGCAGCCCCGCUUUGAUCGUCAAGGGGAUGGACGACAACGACUUCUCUAUUGUUGCAUCGUUCGCCGUGCUCGUCUGCCUUGCAAAGGUCUACUACACUCUGUUCGUCAGUCCAGCCAGCAGUGACAAGCGACCAGCAACGACCUCGAACCGUCAGACGACGGUCACCUCCGCUACAAAGCCGGGCCAAGGCACUGAUGGUGAAGAGGAAGCAGACGCGGAGCGCGACGACGAGGUGCUGCCACGAAAGAUGCUCGAGUCGCUGCACCUGUGGAUUCUCGUGGCCGCCUUCUUCUCGCUGCUUGGCCCACCAAUCACGCCCCUCCUGCUGAGCAGUGCCGUGAUGGUGGGCGCCACCAUCAAGCCCAAGGUGUGGGACGGCAAGGGCGACAUCUUCUACAAGCUGGGGGCCGGUCAACGACGGAUCGACACUGACUACUGA